Messenger RNA from Porites evermanni, 10151 nucleotides. Lineage: Eukaryota; Metazoa; Cnidaria; Anthozoa; Scleractinia; Poritidae. The record is from the annotation of a GenBank genome assembly.
CGGAAGUACUUCCGGUAUUGUGUUCGUUGAUCGAACGUUUGCUAAGAUUUUAUCAGAAUCGAACCAUAAAUGAAAUAAUUUCACAGAAGGUAAAAUGUGAUAUCUGAAAGGAUUUACUGUGGUAAGGCAUGGGGAGCCGUGGACAGCGAUCGAACGGUGGAAGAGGAGGGUAAGGCUUUUAAAAGCUGAUACCAAAUUUCAGGAUUCAUAUGCAUUGAGCUUACUUUUCAGUAUUUAUUAGAUCUAACCCUUUCUAUGACAGACUGACAAAAUAGCCUCGAUUUUUUCUCAUCAAAGUACUAUCCAGACCUAUUUCAAAGACUACUUGAUCUGAAAAGAUGUCUCUGAAACAGUCUGCAGUCAUCGUUACACUCCCGAAUAGACUUACACUGAAUAUAAAUAUGAAACAACGAUGUCAACAAAGUGCAGUUUUUAUUAAAAGUAAGCUCUUAAAGCGUAUAGCUGAAGAAUUGAAAUGCCGAGUAAUAAUUUCUAGGAAAAAACUUUUUUUAUGACGGCUUCAAUCAGAGCUGGACACUCAAGCGCAUAUCUAAAAUUAGUUUAUUCUUGUCGAGGCACAAAUAAAACCUUAAACCAUCAAUCCUGUCUACAACUUUAUUACAACUUUGCUAAUUUUUUGUAAGUUUGCACAUUAAAAGCUUUAUCUGUCUGCAGAUAGCGCUGUUAUUGCGGCAAAGUUCUCUCUCUUCAGUAUACACCGUAACUGAAUGACUGGUCUUCAAUAUACUAUAGAUGAAUAUAAAUUACAACAAUGACUCGAGUUGACUCGGUCAUUACCGUUUAGGUCACCUAGCGUAAUUGAGGUGUCGAUUGCUGAUAUUUCCUUAAAUAUUGGUUGGGUUGAAAACACAACUGUAAGCCGGUAGAUGAAAGGGUCUUGAUGGCAGUUGAUCUCUCAGUCUGACAAAAGGCUGCACUGAGGUCAGUGAUGAUCAUGACUUCUCAUCCUUCACAGAGUAGCUUACAAUCGUCUCCAACAAAAUGGAGCGGCAACAAAGGGUGAAUUUGUGACCGUCCCAAAUGAUCUGAAAGGUUACGUCAUCGGGAAGGAUGGGUGUACUAUUAAAGAGAUCAUGAAGUCAUCAGGCGCGAAGAUCACAUCACCGCGAAGGCAGGACGAUGGGUUUUUAGUCAAAGGUGAUGCUGGACAAAGAGAAUAUGCUAAGAGGCUUAUAUUAGAGAAAGUGGUAAGUGCAAUGUGUAAUGAUAACAUAGUAAGAAUAUUAUUUCUGUGUCAAAUGGAUUGACCAUUUCCUUUCAUUGCGAACAUAAAAAUUGAGUAUGAUUUAUCAAAUCACAAGAUCAGUACAAGUCUAGAAAUCAGUAUUAUAUAAAAGACAGAGAUAACGAAACUCUGGAUCCACUUCGGUAAAAGUCGUCAUAAAAAAAACAAAGUUAAAAACCAGCUAUUUACAGGACAAAUGGAAGGAUUCAGAUUUACAACUUAGACUGACUGAAGCAAAACAUUUCGCUUUUUGUGAAGUGCAAUAUUGAUCACUAAUCUGUCAAUUGUCAGCUUCUCUUUGAACCUUAUGGAUUAGCACUGUGCAGAAAUAUCAUACUUCCGGGUUUAAUAGGGUAGACGUGAGGACGCAAAACAAUUACCUUCGUACUUUCCUCUACAGCACCAAUUACAGAUCAAGAAAUCAGAGAUAGCUCAGACUUUUGAAUUGGUCCAAAUUCCAAGUGAAUGCAAAGGCUUUGUGAUAGGUAAAAGAGGAGAGAAUCUCAGACAGAUAAGCGGUCAAACAGGAGCAGAUUUGAUACGUAAAGAUGGUAAUGUGUACCUGGCCAGCGGAACAGAAGAACAAAGACAACAUGCUAAACAAUGUAUCAGAGAAAUAGUGGUGAGUUGUAACAUCAGGCCUUAAUGGACCUCUUUGGCUUGUGUUUUGCUUUCCCAAUAGAGUUCCUAGAGUUUUCAUAAAUUAUGCGUAGAUAUACACGUGGAUGAGACGAAAUUUGAAAGAAACAUUCCUCUAGAGUAUUAUCAAAUGACCUGUAUUGGAACAACAAAACAUGCAAGCUAAAGAGAUCUUUUGUUGAGACCGGCGAGAACACAAACCAGAGAACAGAGAUUGGUGAGAACACAGUCACCCCAUGCAUGUAAGGUAAUCGGCAUUCCGGAAUCCAAAACAUAUGCGCUUGUGGAAUUGGGAAUCCUAGGCUUUGAAAUCCGUAACCCAGCUCAAGGAAUCCGGAAUCCAUGUUCUACUGAGGAGGAGUCCGGAAUCCAGUANUCAGGCGCGAAGAUCACAUCACCGCGAAGGCAGGACGAUGGGUUUUUAGUCAAAGGUGAUGCUGGACAAAGAGAAUAUGCUAAGAGGCUUAUAUUAGAGAAAGUGGUAAGUGCAAUGUGUAAUGAUAACAUGGUAAGAAUAUUAUUUCUGUGUCAAAUGGAUUGAGUAGACCAUUUCCUUUUAUUGCGAACAUAUAAAUUGAGUAUGAUUUAUCAAAUCACAAGAUCAGCAAAAGUAUAGAAAUCAGUAAUAUAUAAAAGACAGAGAUAACGAAACUCUGGAUCCACUUCGAUUAAAAGUCGUCAUAAAACAAAAACAGAGUUAAAAACCGGCUAUUUACAGGACAAAUGGAAGGAUGCAGAUCUACAACUUAGACUGACUGAAGCAAAACAUUUCGCUUUUUGUGAAGUGCAAUAUUGAUCAUUAAUCUGUUACUUGUCAGCCUCUUUUUAAACCUUAUUGAUUAGCACCGUGCACAAAUAUCAUACUUCCGGGUUUAAUAGGGUAGACGUAAGGACGCAAAACAAUUACCUUCGUACUUUCCACUACAGCACGAAUUACAGAUCAAGAAAUCAGAGAUAGCUCAGACUUUUGAAUUGGUCGAAAUUCCAAGUGAAUGCAAAGGCCUUGUGAUAGGUAAAAGAGGAGAGAAUCUCAGACAGAUCAGCAGUCAAACAGGAGCAGAUUUGAUACGUAAAGAUGGUAAUGUGUACCUGGCAAGCGGAACAGAAGAACAAAGGCAACAUGCUAAACAAUGUAUCAGAGAAAUAGUGGUGAGUUGUAACAUCAGGCCUUAAUGGACCUCUUUGGCUUGUGUUUUGCUUUCCCAAUAGAGUUCCUAGUGUUUUCAUAAAUUAUGCGUAGAUAUACACGUGGAUGAGACGAAAUUUGAAAGAAACAUUCCUCUAGAGUAUUAUCAAAUGACCCGUAUUGGAACAACAAAACAUGCAAGCUAAAGAGAUCUAUUGUUGAGACCGGCGAGAACACAAACCAGAGAACAGAGAUUGGUGAGAACACAGUCACCCCAUGCAUGUAAGGUAAUCGGCAUUCCGGAAUCCAAAACAUAUGCGCUUGUGGAAUUGGGAAUCCUAGGCUUUGAAAUCCGUAACCCAGCUCAAGGAAUCCGGAAUCCAUGUUCUACUGAGGAGGAGUCCGGAAUCCAGUAACUGGAAUCCGCAAUCCACAAGGUGGAAUCCAGAAUCCAAGACUGUCCCUGAUUACCUUACAUGGGGCGAGUGAACUGUCAGCUAAAAUUGUCUUUUACGGCAAACAUCCGGCCCUGAUUACAUGAGACCGGUGGGAACCCGAAACCAGUAAGACGUAAGAUCACUCUCACUGCUAAUACUUGCUUCUGCCAUUGUAGAUGAGGGUCUCUGCCAGACUAGUUUCAUGUAAGAAGACCCAUCUAAAGUUGUACCGGUCUUGUAAGUUCCUCAAUGCCGCCGUUCAAGGUACUUGCUUUUACCGUUCAGAUUCGUCCCGGUGUAGUUUUAUACUUCCCGAGUUUAUGAGGGUUUAAUGCCUUUAAAAACGUACCGUUCCUUUGACUUAUCAUGGGAGAGAAAAAUCAUCAAUCUGCGAAUACGUACGUACAAGCUGUUAGGAUUAGCCCACUGACUUAACGACUAUUUAUACAUAUGGGUACAUUUAAGCUUUGCAGAAAGUAUUUAAAAUAACACUCAUAAACAGUUUACGCUUUAAUUUGUUCUCUGGCACAAAUGCAGAGGAGAAAAUCAGAAGAAAACGCUCCCCCCGGAGAAUUAGUAGACAUUCCACGCGAAUUCAAGGGAUUAGUCAUGGGCUCAGGGGGAUACAACCUCAAUUUCAUCAGCACGAAGACAGGAGCAAAACUGAUUCGCAAAGAUCGUGAAGUGUACAUAGUCAGUGGCACCGACAAACAGAAGGAACAGGCCAGACUGCACAUUAAAGCAGCAAUAGUAAGUACAUUGGAAUACCUUAAUUGCGCUUAUUUAGAAAAAUUUAUAUCUCGGGCAAGUAGUUAGAGGUGAACUCAGGCCUUCAAUCUAUUCACACCAUAGAAGAUAGCAGCUAGUAAAACAGUUUGCAAGAAACAGCGCUCAAAAUUUGUCUCUAGGCUGGAGCAAUAAUCAGAGGUUUAGAAAACGAAUUCGUCAAGCCCUGUGUCUACAUUGAUGACUGGAAUCUCCCUGAGGAUUGUGAAGUUAAACUGAAGAGCUUGGCGAAAAAGGAUCGUACGGUACAUCCAGGUUGGGACACUCAGUACAGGCUUAUACCGUCUGAUCACGAUGGGCCACAGGUUUGCAAGCAUUUUUUGUGUUACUUUGCCAUGCGUUGUUAAUAUCACAUUUUAGCUAAGUUUCCCAGUCUAAACUAUUUUUUGUGUACUGCACGUAUGUAAGUUGUCAUUUCUUAAAGGAGUACAAGGAGUUACAUUCAUCCUAGCUUUUCUCUCUCUCUGUUUUUUAAUCUUUUUAUUACAAUUACUGUACUAAAAAAGAUAAAACAGCCAGCCUUUUCAAUGGCAAGCUGCAGAAUUCAGUGCGGUUGUAAGGCUAGAAAACCAGUCCAUUUAACAUUGUACUUAGCCUCCACACAUCUAAUUUUGCUACUGCCCACUUGUCCAACAGAUCAGUACACGGAGGCGGCUUACUUACUUUCCUACCUAAUAUUUUACAUAUAUACAUUUCACAAUCUACUUUAAAUAACGGGAUUUUUCUUUUACAUAGGGUCGCUGUUACUCUUUUACCAAUCGUCCUUAUAACCUUUUUUAUCAUUGUUAUGUCCAUCACUUAAUUUAUUGCCAUUAAAUUGUAAUAAAUAAAACUUGUCCUGUUUAGGUGUCCUCCAAUUCUAGUACUGUCGACCCACCCUAUUUGUCACAGCUUAUGGUGGACGCUUUGGAGUCUCUUCAAAACAUAAAGCAGCAAAUGAAGACAAAAGAAUAUCCUAAGGCUGAUAUGUGGUGUCACUUUGGGACAGCUAACAUCCGGGGACCUGACGAAGGUACCGCUUUGUUUCAGUCAUCCCUACAACACAUGCACGCAGACUCGUGAAAAUGAGACAUGUCUCAAAUGCACCUUCCAAUUAAGUGUAUGUACCGAUAAAGCCAUACAUUGAAUUAAAAUUGACUAACGUGAAGUGAGAUCAGUAGCGCGGAUCAAAUUUUCUGGUCUAAAGAGACGUUAUAGCACGCGACUGAAAAUUCAGACACCUCCUAAGUGCUUGGUAAAAGUUAUUUGAUGUUUAAAAUCAGAAACGAUUCAAAGUCAGCGGCGCAGCAAGGAAUUUUCUAGAGGUACGCACAAUUUUCCAAAUCCGCCUGCUCCACCUGAUUCGCCUUCUCUCCCGCUAACUCCCCCUCAAGGUCCAAAAUUAUUUCAAAGGUGCCUUGACUUUAGAUGAGGUCUUGGUGUCCCAAACUUAUCCUGCAUAGCAGAAGUUGAAACUUUUUGCGAUGUAAACACUUCCUUGUGUCCUUAUAACUUUGCAUAACUCCUGGCCAUGUGAGUGAGGGGCGCUGCACACAGAUCACUCUUUAAAAUAAUUAUCUUAUAUUCAUUUGCGUUUUUAUUACGUUUUUAAAACUUGUUUAUUUCACUUUUCUUCUGACCCUCAACAUUUUCAGUUACGCACGUGCGUACCGUGCGUACAGGUAGCUACGCCCCUGCAGGUUGUAUUUGCUUGCAAAGUUAUACAAAGAAAUUUCACGUUAACCAAACAAACAACUCAUGGUUACUGAAUCUGCAGUCCUACAGUCACGUCGACGUACUUUUUUAUUUUGUCAGAGGAAGCUGAGGAAGGAGAGUGGACUAUCAAAGAGGUAGUAGAGAGGUUUCAGUCAGACAACGAGAGAAGUCCAUGGAGAACUUCACUCAAGGGAGGAGUUGAUCUGGAUGAAAAAACCUGGAAAGGAAUCAGUUCCCGCGAAAGCACUACGAACGGAAACAUGGAUUAUGUGGCAAGAUAUGACUUGACUUUUUUAAUGCCACUUGGAAAUGAAAUACGAUUCAAGGUAGGUAAGGGCUCCAGUUGAUUGAACAUAACAUUCGUCCAAAAAAUAAAUUGUAAUUUGUAAUUUGUUUACCCACGGAUCACUAAGGAGUUCAUAAGAACUCGUUGAAACGUGUCCGUGCGUUCGAGAUCGAAUUGGAAUUUGAAAGUGUUAGUUUUUAAGGAGAGGGGAAAACCGGAGUACCCGGAGAAAAACCUCUCGGAGCAAGGGAGAGAACCAACAACAAACUCAACCCACAUAUCAUAUCGUAUCUUCUAAUUAUUGCUUGAUGCAUGCAGCAUGUCAGUGGAUGCGUUUGAAAUCCUUCUUUUGACGUAAUUCUUACGACACCAUCCAACAGUGUUGGAUGGGUCUUGGAUGAAUGUCGUCUUUAUCAGGCGAAUGUUAGAUCUAACUAUCAAUCACGUGUUGAUCAUCGUACACCACGUGAUCAUCAUUCUUGAAUGAUGUUGGGACAACUUGUUUGAUACAUCAAAUUGCACCCUAGGCUCGAACCACAGACUUUCACCAUUCCCAUUCAAUAUUCGGCGACUAAGGGAUACCAACUUAGUUUAUCUUAGUUUGACAAGGGCCACGAGGUCAUGCAUGUUGUACUCUGUCCACUGAUUGGAUAACUAUACUAGGUUUUGACAUUUGAUAAUUCGGAUCUACCUAUUUACUGACCCAUCUAGUCCAAUUAGGACCAGAUCCUUGCAGAUAAAACCUCUGCCAGGACAACGGAAGAGAUCUUGGGCUUUAAUCGCCCAUAUAGAGGAACGGAAACAGAAUGAUUCUAAAACUUGUUUGGUGAGAAUUAGUGCCUAGGGGAAUUUCUGUCAUUUUGCCAGCAAUGAUUUCCUCUGUGAACAUCCCGUGCCUUUUUGCUUCUACCGGGUUACUAAGAUCGCUCUUAAUACCAGAAAAAGACCUUCAAUCCAAAAACAAACCUGAAGAAAGGUGUAAGGUUUGUAUAUAGUGGAACGUGCACUUAGCUUAAUUUACAGGCACUCCGCUCGAAUAACAAAGAAAUAAUUUGAAUAUAACGAAAUAGGAUUAAAAAUGCCAACUGGCAGAAGGCAACCAGUUGGUCAUAUACAAGCGUGACCGAGGAUUUUUGUCGCUGGAUACUCGGUCAUGCUACCUCCCUAAGCCUUGCUCUUCUUUACAGAUAUGGAUUACAAGGAGCAACACUCGUAAAAAGUUAGAAGACAUUCCAAUUCCUUUUAAUGAUGUGAAGAACAUCCUGGACGAAAUACACUUUGAAGACGAGUUUACGCGAUCACGGUGUCGAGGAUGGCUGGUACUUCCAUCUAGAAAAUAUCUGCAGGCAGAUAUUUUGUUUCCUGGUUGUGAGUUUGACUGCAGGCUCACUAUUCGUGGGCGGAUGGGUAUGACUUGAAUUGAAACAUUUAAAAAAGGUGGCUAAAAUAAUCGUAAUGAUCAGAAACAUAUGAGACUUUUAGUGGAAUCGUUAUUUGAUGGUUUUAGUGGAAUCGUUAAUUGAUGGUUUUAGUGGAAUCGUUAUUUCAUGACAUUUGAGUGGUUAAAAUUACUUUGAAUAUUUAUUGAGAGUACAGUUUAGCUGUCGUUAGCUAUUGUAUAACGAGAGGGAAACCUAUGUCGUAGCCACCCUUUGUCCCGACAUUAAUGUGCAGGUUACCGUACCAGCAUGGCGGACAAACAACCCGACCUCAAGAAUAGACUUUACCAACCCGAGACUUGGCCAGGAAUCGAAUCCGCAACCUUAUACACGCUGUCCAGAUGACCCUUUUCAAGGUGUGUUGGUAAUUACCAUAAGUUUAACAUUACUGUAUUUUUUUUCUAUCCUUAGAUAGCGCACUAAUUGCAGAUUAUGUACCUGAUAGAGAGUCAAGACAAGCAUUAUCAGAAUACUUGUGUAGACUGAGUUUAAAAGAUGAAAAUGGUUUUGAAAUCUGCCUCCCAGAGGGGGGUACGCCUGAAGGAUUUCACUUAAUCCACAAUCGCCGUUCUGAAAGAUCUCGUUACGAAAUCUGUCCAGGAUUUACAGUUACUUUUUCCAAGGAGAGCUCUUGGCCUAGCGAUCUUUCAAUGGAGGAGCCAAGGGAAUUGGUAUAAAUUUAAGAGCAUAUUUUCAACAUGUAUUUCGAACUUUGGUCAACUCUCUCAGAAGGACACCAAGUGAACGAAGAAGGGCAGGGACCAAAUCGAAUGGUCCGUUUUAGGGAGGUGUCUUUCUGAUAAGUGAUACCCGUUCAGAUUGCCUGCACCACAGACGAAACUUAACUCUAGUUUAGUCCGUCUGCGAAACGUCGCCGAAAUCCUUGUUCUGGGUCCCCAACUGUGUACCUGGAUUUGAUUCCGUGCCAUGAUUGGCCUGUUAAAAAAGUCUUUGUCCAUUUGCCAAUCAGGAUGAACGGAAAUUCGAAACACACUUCCGGUAAUUCGUUGAGACCAUUGGGGGCACAGAACAAGGAUUUCAGCGCUGCUUUGCAGACGAUACUAACUGAGGUUAAAUUACCUAUGCGAUACAGGCUACUGUUCAGAAAGAGUUGACCGUACUUCAUUAAGAGGAUGGACCAGAUCUUUAAGGCUCUGUAAAAAAGUUCACCUUGCUUAGAGAUUCGUAGUGCUUUCUCUAUCACUCAUGAUCCCUCAUCGCCACUUUUAUUGCAAAAAAAAAAACAGAUUAGUAGAUGACAGCAACAACACAUACAUGGACGCACACAUAUGCCCUAGGUUUACUUCACUACCGGUACCUACGUCUCCUACUAAAUAGAGAACCAUCGAACCAGAACUUUCCAACGGCGUUAAGUUGUCCAUUGAUUUUGUUAAUAGGGUCGUGAUAUAUUCUUCUUUGCUCGUUGUUACAAUCUAUUAACCUAUUUUUUUUCCCUUAACUUUCUUGCAGACCGAUCUUCAUCUGCACUGCAGAGAGUGGGACGAGUUGCUCAAUAGCGGAGAAUGGGAACCUGAACAAAUAACUGCGAAACUUCCACAGUUUUUCCGGUUUGUAAAGGACGUACAACGUUUUGUUCUUCGAGAAAUGCGGACAAAAACUGAUCAAUAGGGAGCUGUAAGGACACGAGAAGGCCAUUUUGCAUGCGAAAGGUUAAUUGUGUGCGCCUUUAAAACUUGUAAUUCGUGCGACAUGUAGCAUUAGUUGUAAUGCAGUGUAACUUGUUCAAACACGAAACACUGAGGACUUAGAACUCCUUCGUGCGUUCCAGAUCGUGCUGGUACCUUAAGAAGGGGGCGGAGGAACCAGAGUGCUCAGAGAAAAAUCUUCCAGACAAAGGACGAGAGCCAAGAACGAACUCAACCUAACACAUGACGACAACACUUGGACUCGAACUCGGGCCACGUUGGUGGGCUCACAACUCUUAUUCUUCACCCAGGCUGAACCUCGUGAGGUUAUUGUUGUUAACGCAAUUGAAUAUUCAACGGGGUUUGAAAGUCCAAUCAUGUAACUCACGACCUUGACUUUGGAAAUAGCUUUUACUCUAAUAAGCACUGAGCAAACAAACAACUUAAUUUGAUUAAUUACUGAGGUUAAGAAGAGUAUCUGUAGGGCAUACGUUCUGACGACCCUAAGGCACACCUACUAUUUGUUACAUAACGACUUCAAGCCCGUGAACAAAAUUUUGAAGUGCAUGUCACUUCUUAAAUAGUGAACUUUUGCAAUGAAAAUUCAAAGAAAAUUUGUUUUCCUCAACUGUAGUAUGUUAAAAAAUAUUUGCCUAUGUUUGUCUCAAACAAGCUUUAAACCUUAGAGAAAGAGAAGCUACAGCCGGUUAGUUUCUGCUCGUGAAGUAGUGCCACGUGAUUCGCACACGACGUUGCAUGUGUUGGGGGUAUUAUAUUGGUAGUCAGUCCACAUGCGCAACAGUUGUUAUUUGUGCAUUGUCAAUCACAGCUGGUCGGAACAACUAUACUUG